CAAAUGGGGUCAACGUACCCCGACGUUGAGUUGGAAUGUGUAAAAUCGCAGGAGAAGCACUCACUCUCAAGACUGCAUCUCCACAAGGAACGCCCCCUACUCAUUAUUACGUCAUCAGCAUCCUGACCCCCGUUUAAGGCCAUUGUAAUGGGCGGUGGACUCUACAAUCUGUAUGCCGACUUUAAAGAUACGGUGGAUUUUUUAUGUAUAUAUCAGACUGAAGCUCAUCCUAAAGAGAUGUGGAAUCUAGGUUCCUUUCUAAGCAGUGUUUCUCAACACACUACAAUGGACGACAGAAAAAAGGCAGCAUUGAACUUGAUCAAGAUGGAUGAAGAACAUUACUCCAUAUUUACAUGUGACCCGUUCUCUGAUACAAAAAUCCGCUUGGUUUGCGAUAACAUGGACAACACCUUCAGACUAUCGUACAACGCCCAUCCGGAUAGAGUCUUUCUAAUACAAGGCGAAAAGCUAACCUACAUCGGACGUACUAUUUUCACGCAAGUGUCUGAACCGAUGAAGUUGAUGACAGAUGAAGCCCGGCAAUUACUUAAAGAGAUUGUCGGAUAAACAGAAUUAGUAAAUGAAAUCCUCAAUAAUAUAGAAAUGUUACAAAAUCCGUGACAUUUCGUGUAUUUUUUGUGUGAAAAACGAAAAUUUUUAACUAGACAUUGCAUUAUCAUUUAUCUAAAAACAAAUCAGGGAGCUUUUUUAAGGGUGAAAGUUGUAAAUUGAUUAAAAUCACCUCAAACGAUGUCUUUCAAUUUUAAAAUUGUUUUUUUUUUACGCCUGAAAAUAACCUAUGAUGUGUUUUGGACGAUCAAUAAUUUCUUUUGUUUUCUUUCUUCUUUUUUUCGUUUUUUUUUUUUCAACUUUUCAAAAGGUGGUGAAGGAGGUGGGGCCGGCUAUCCGCCCCUGAAUCCUAAUAGCUUUCACUAUUGAAAAUUAUAAAAAGAUAUCUUUUCGUGUCGCAUUCGAAGUUUAUACAUUAUUUGAUUAUUUUAAAGAGAUGUUUUAAUGUUUUAUUGAAUAUGUUUCUGAUCGAAAAAGAGAAAGUUAAGUAGUGUACACUAUAUCCGAAUUUCAUUAUGAAAAUUGAAACUAUAGGGGGCGACAGUCAUUUUCAUAAAAUGAACAACAGAUAACAGAUAU
Messenger RNA from Anneissia japonica, 1149 nucleotides. RefSeq names its product type II iodothyronine deiodinase-like. NCBI's taxonomy places the organism in Eukaryota, Metazoa, Echinodermata, Crinoidea, Comatulida, Comatulidae. Gene Ontology annotation, molecular function: thyroxine 5'-deiodinase activity. The coding region runs from base 148 to 567 and encodes 139 amino acids. The transcript is spliced from 3 exons. The record is from RefSeq and is a predicted model, not a curated record.